AUGGAUCACUCGCACAUGGUUCACGGUCAUAUGGACCAUGACAUGCCGGGUAUGGACGGCAGCCACAAAUGCAACAUGAAUAUGCUGUUCACAUGGGACACCAAGGACCUUUGCAUCGUAUUCCGCGGCUGGCACAUCAAUGGCACCGGUUCCCUCAUCGUCUCUCUUCUCGCGAUUGUCCUUAUGACGGCUGGAUAUGAGGCCGUGCGUGAGGUUUCCAGACGGUAUGAUCUGUACACUAAGAAGCUGGCGGAGGGCAGGAGGGGUGGAGAUGAUAUGACGAGUGAUUCGCCUCCGCAACGUAAAGCUGCUGAAACAGACGAAUCGAGCUCAUUGCUUAUGCCAGGGAGAAUCUCGGGCAGGGUCAGUGAGCGACAGACGAAGAUCGUUAAGGCGGUACUGUAUGCUGUUCAGGUCUUUUAUUCUUUCUUCAUUAUGUUACUAUUUAUGACGUACAAUGGCUGGAUUAUGUUUGCGGUCGCAGUUGGGGCCUUUGUUGGAUACAUGCUGUUCAGCAAUUCGCCACCGACGAAGACUGCUGCCUGCCAUUGA
Molecule: messenger RNA, 552 nt
Organism: Lindgomyces ingoldianus
Lineage: Eukaryota; Fungi; Ascomycota; Dothideomycetes; Pleosporales; Lindgomycetaceae
Product: Ctr copper transporter
Exons: 4
Coding region: 1-552 (183 amino acids)
Biological process (GO): copper ion transmembrane transport
Cellular component (GO): membrane
Molecular function (GO): copper ion transmembrane transporter activity
Source: RefSeq, a predicted model, not a curated record